GGCUCUAGAAGCUAAAACCAAGGUGGAGAUGAUUCAACAGAUGGAUGAAGAGCUGAAGAGAGAGCACACAGCUGCAGAACAGCGUAUGGUCCAUCGGAUCCAGAGGAUUAUGAUGGACUGUCACCGGGAGAAGAUGGAGGCUGUGAAGAAAGCCAGGGAAGAAGAGAGGAAGAUUGCCCAGAAAGCUAUCGAGGACCAGAAAAGCAAGGCACUGGAGGACCUUGUAAAUACUGGUGUAACAGCUAUUAAAGACCCUACGGUAAGCUUGGGCCAGUUGAUAAAAGCAAAGGAGCAUGAGAUGAAUGUCUACUAUGGCAUGGCUCAGAGGCAGAAGCAAGAAGAAGUACAAGAAGUGCUUCAAGAGGCAGAAAAAACACAUCAGGCCACCCUUGACAAUGUGAUGGGCAAGCUGGUCAACACUCAGGGGGAGCUGCUGUCUGUGGCAAAGCAACUGGGAAUCAUGACAAACUGGAAGGAUUUUCUGGAAGAGGAACUACAGGAAACCAGGGCUGCAUUUCAGAAGUACAUCAAUUACACCUUCCCGAAGCUCUCUCCAGGACACGCCGACUUCAUUCUGCCAGAAAGAAAGAAAACACCUUCCAAUCUUGCUAAGGAAAAAGAACCGAGUACUGACUAGAGGUCAUCGGCUGAAAGGUCACCACACAAGACAAUGUUCCAAAACUAAAUAAAUGUGUUCAAAACUGG
Molecule: messenger RNA, 705 nt
Organism: Grammomys surdaster
Lineage: Eukaryota; Metazoa; Chordata; Mammalia; Rodentia; Muridae
Exons: 2
Coding region: 29-637 (202 amino acids)
Source: RefSeq, a predicted model, not a curated record